This is a messenger RNA of Mercenaria mercenaria, 3410 nucleotides long. RefSeq lists its product as uncharacterized. NCBI's taxonomy places the organism in Eukaryota, Metazoa, Mollusca, Bivalvia, Venerida, Veneridae. Bases 56 to 1660 code for a protein of 534 amino acids. The record is from RefSeq and is a predicted model, not a curated record. Gene Ontology annotation, molecular function: protein binding. The transcript has 2 exons.
CUGAAGUCACUCUCAUGAAAAGAUUCUGAACACUCGGCAUAGGCUUUUAGCAAUCAUGGAUGUUAAACAAAUCCGAUCAUCGUUAUUAUGCGGAACUUGCAUAUUCUUCAUGCCAGGUAGCGCAACUGAAUUUAGUACUGACGUUUUAUAUGAAAUAUUUUCUAGAAGAAUGGAUGAUGUUAUGCUUGAACAUAAACUACUUAGGCUCGAGUUUGACGAGGCAGUGCGCAAUAUGGGAAAUCAGGCUGACAGGAUAACGAAUGUAGAAGAUGCCACCAACAAGAUGGAAAAGCAGGCUGACAAAAUGGCCAGUUUCGAAGAAGCUAUCAACAAGAUUGAAGAACAAGCUAUCAAAAUAUCCAAUGUAGAAGAAACCGCCAAACGGAUGGAAAAGCAGGCUGACAAAAUGGCCAGUUUCGAAGAAGCCAUCACCAAGAUUGAAAAACAAGCUGUCAAAAUAUCCACUUUAGAAGAAACCACUAAGAAGAUGGAAAAGAAGGCUGACAAAAUAUCUAAUUUAGAGGCAGCUCUCAACAAAUUUGAGGAACAAGAUGACAUAAUAGCCAAUUUAGAAGAAUCAACAAUACAGAUAGAAAAGCAUGCUGAAAGGAUAACGAGCUUAGAAGAAGCCAUCAACGAAAUUAAAAAACAAGCCGACAAAAUUGCGCAUUUAGAAGAAGUCACAAAAAAGAUGGAAAAGCAGGUUGACAGAAUUACGAAAUUAGAGGACUGCGUCAAGAAGAUCGAACACAAUAAUACAGAAGUAACGAAUAUUGAAAAAGAGGUGCAAGAUCUUAACAACAAAAUAGAAGAUCUAGAAAGUAAUACUUUGAACAAUGAAAAAGCUAUCUCUGAUGUGACACGUCUUGCAACGGAAAAUGUCCUGAAAGCCCUUAAAGUAUCGGAAUCGUCUAUAAAUGCGAUAAAAGACAACGUUACGAGGCAGUCUGUUGCGGUUCGCAAAAUGUUAUCCGCAGAGAAAAUGUUUUUACGUGGAGUAAAAAAGUCGCUUCAUGACAAAUUCUCAAACUUCACGAACGAGGUGAAAUUACAACUGUCAACAUUGAAUGUUUCAGUAGAAUCGCAAGUUUCCUCAUUCAAAACCAUUCUUAAAGUGUCUGAAAAAUCUGAAAAUAAACUUGAAACGCUUCAAGAUGAAAUGGGCAAAAAAUUCGACCAUCACAGGAAUACAUUGAACAAAACUAAUGGAGAAAUUCAGCAGCUGAAAACAAGAAUUGUGAACGUUGAAGCAAGACAAGGAAAAAGAGCGGCAUUCACAGUAACUGGAGCAUCUACACAAUACAAUGGAAUAUUAAAAUUCUCGAAAGUACACCUGAACGAAGAGUCCGCCUUUGAUACAACAACAGGACAGUUCACGAGUCCGUACACAGGAAUAUACGGAUUUACAGCGAGUAUCUUUGAAACUGGUGGAGAUAAUAAUUACAUAGAAUGUUCUAUUAGAAAGAAUAAUUAUAUUUACGCCUAUAUGUAUUUCGAGCAGGGUUAUGCGGACGGUAAGUUUGUAUUAAACGGCUCUGGGGCAGCUACAGCUGCAAUUACAAUACAUCUAGCUAAAGGAGAUCGUGUUCAUGUCAGAUGUCCCAAGGGGCUCCUUUAUGGCUCUUCAUUUACUGGCUUUCUGAUCAGUCCUGAUCCAUGAGCUUAUCAUAUCAUAAUAUAAAAGUGUAAAUAGAAACGCAAUAGGCUAUAAUUAGUGUUAUUAUUUUAUGGGGUUUACAUUUAAUGAUUCCAGUAAAGUUUCAUUUUGCAACUUGAAUAAGAAAGUACAUCUAGCUAUUUGAUUCAUUAUCAAAGGUCAUUCAAAUUAUAUUUCAUUGAAAUAAUACGCUACUUAUUAAACAUGCAGUCCAACAUUUUAUAUUCUAAACUCUAUGUUUAAAACCAUUUUCAUGGAAGUGUUUUAUACAAAACAUAGCGUUCAAAAUUGUGCAAAAUUAAAGGAGAAAACGCAGUCGGGUGAUCUGAAUUUCUAGCGCAGCAUUUAUAUCAGUUUAUUAAAGAAACGGACGUAAAACGAGGGAAGUAAACCUUGUUAGAAAAAAUGGACAUGAGAUAAACUGUAGAGUCGCAAUAAAAAAGAAUAUUCUUUUUUAAAUAACUAUAAAUUUUUUUAAAGAAAAAAUAAUAUGAAACGUUCGAAACUUGUUGCGUAAAUGGGACUGGAUUUGUUCAAAUUGUUCAAUAGUCUCAAACAUUUCAAUCUGAAAUUGAUCUCGUGGAAAGUAUAAAUUAUGUGAAUGAAUGAAAAAAGCACUCUUUCGAUGAAAAUAAAAUCUUCCUUUGUUUGUAUAUGAUCAGGUGUCGCGUGUACAUUGUAAAUUUGUGUUGGGAAAAACACGUUAUGUUUAAAGUGAUUUUGCCGGACACUUGUAAGCUGAGAAUAUUAUUCAGUUCUGUUUUACUCUGUAGUUUAAAUUUAUAUUGACCCGCGUUACUGAAAAAAUUAUGUAAAUAUUGAAAUAUAAAGAGUUUUUUUUUUACGUCAGUGCAUGUUCGUUUGAAAGACAUUGAUGCAGACGACAAACAACCAAGCGUAUGGAUGACGCUUUUCGUAUUUUGACAGUAACUUCCAGAAUAAGAACAUGAACCUUAUAAAAUGUAUUAAUAUUGCUACAGAAUAUGAUUUGACAAUGGGCAAAAUUGUACCAGUGAAGCAAAAGUGAUCACCCUUCAACUAGUCAGAACAUUUGAUUGUUAAAACAUAUUUUGCUUGACUACGUAACUUGUUCUUUGUUGUUUUCCCCGUUUUGUUUCUUUUUCCUUUUCAGUAGUGUUGGUUUUUCUUUCCUAUCUUAUUAUUUAAUUCAGAAUCUAUGUCUAAAAUUCUAGCUAGUUUGUGUUUGUGUUUGUUUUUGUUUUUCUUAUUCCAAUCAAAACGUAAAAUCUGCUUUUCAAUUUAUUUCACUCGGACAUUAACGGACCGAUUUCUAAUGUUUGUAAAACUUGUGGUCCAGUCCUUUUGUAUGAGAGACUUUGUUGAGUUUCAAAUUGUCUCCCUUAUUAGAUUAUGUCCAAGAUAAUAAAUUGUAAGUAGGUCCCAUCAUUUGGAAUCCUGUGACUUUAUCACUGUUUUGCCUAUGAGGUAUAUCAAUUCUAAGGUAUGAGAUAUCUUGCAUUUUUGUUAAACUAUGCAAAUUUACCGAAUGUGUGUAUAUAUUGAUGUACAGUAGUAGUAUAUGUCUUACUGUUUGGCUGUUAUUUGCUAUUGUUUCGUAUAUAAUCAUUAACAAAAUGGAGAUAGGUUUAAUACUCAAUCAGACACUUCAAAAUGUUUAAAGAGUCUUCUAUCUCAAUAAUGUUUGUACAAAGCCACUGAUAAUAUGAAUAAUUAUAUUGGAAAUGUUGACUGCUUUUUGUUGUAUUUGAGCAAAUAUAUUGUGUUUCAUAAA